AUGAGGCAAAAACGUUUUUUGACCAACCGAAAACAACCUACCAAUCGGGUUAUAAAUGAAGAUCAAAUUCAAGAUUUACGUUUGAAAGUGAACAGCCGAGAAAGAAAAAGAAUGCACGAUUUGAAAUCAGCAUUAGACGCCUUGAGAGAAGUCAUACCUUACUCUCGGGGACCGUCUGUAAUAAAACUUUCCAAAAUAUCUACACUGACUAUGGCAAGAAAUUAUAUUGUGAUGUUGACCAAAUCACUUGAAGAAAUGAGAAAAAUGUUGCCUGAACCACUUCGAUGA
Molecule: messenger RNA, 288 nt
Organism: Helobdella robusta
Lineage: Eukaryota; Metazoa; Annelida; Clitellata; Rhynchobdellida; Glossiphoniidae
Exons: 1
Coding region: 1-288 (95 amino acids)
Molecular function (GO): protein dimerization activity
Source: RefSeq, a predicted model, not a curated record